Messenger RNA from Ahaetulla prasina, 1285 nucleotides. It is a transcript of the gene GGPS1, whose product is annotated as geranylgeranyl diphosphate synthase 1. Bases 316 to 1218 code for a protein of 300 amino acids. The transcript has 4 exons. Lineage: Eukaryota; Metazoa; Chordata; Lepidosauria; Squamata; Colubridae. Gene Ontology annotation, molecular function: prenyltransferase activity. The record is from RefSeq and is a predicted model, not a curated record. Gene Ontology annotation, biological process: isoprenoid biosynthetic process.
GCUCUACUUCUUUUCUCCGUUCGCUUCCAGAGCCUCUUCUAGCCGAGCGGCGAGAGAAGCGGCGGGUCCUUCCCCCCCCCCUUCUAUUUGCUGUCAGGUCUUUCGUCGCUCCAGUAAAAAAGGCCGGUGGUCCUUUACGAGAGAAGUAAACAGCCGGGGAGGGUGUUGGCGCGCUCACUUUCGGUGUUUUCGCUUGAGCUGGCAAGAAAAGCGGGCGGCUCUUCUGUGCAAAUAUGACUGCCGGCUUCCCGGGCUCGGUCGACGAGAGGCUGUUGUCAAUACUAUAAGACUCUGUUUGGGAAACACAUUUUUAAAAUGGAAGAACUAGAAGAUUCAUCCAAGAGAAUUCUUUUAGAGCCAUACAACUAUCUGCUUCAGCUUCCUGGUAAACAGGUCAGAACUAAGCUUUCCCAAGCCUUUAAUCACUGGUUGAAUGUUCCAGAAGACAAACUACAGAUCAUAAUUGAAGUUACAGAAAUGUUGCACAAUGCAAGUUUGCUUAUAGAUGACAUAGAAGACAAUUCAAAGUUACGACGUGGCUUUCCAGUGGCCCACAGCAUUUAUGGAAUACCGUAUGUGAUAAACUGUGCAAACUUUGUAUAUUUCCUUGGUCUACAAAAGGUUUUAACGCUUGAUCAUCCAGAUGCUGUAAAAGUAUUCACCAGUCAACUACUUGAACUCCAUAAGGGCCAAGGCCUGGAUAUUUACUGGAGAGAUACAUAUACCUGUCCUACAGAAGAAGAAUAUAAAGCCAUGGUUCUGCAAAAGACAGGUGGCCUUUUUGGACUAGCCGUGGGCCUUAUGCAGUUAUUUUCAAAUUAUAAAAAUGAUCUGAAACCACUCCUUAACACUCUUGGGCUCUUCUUUCAAAUUAGAGAUGAUUAUGCAAAUUUACACUCCAAAGAAUAUAGUGAAAACAAAAGCUUUUGUGAAGACCUAACUGAAGGAAAGUUCUCAUUCCCAACUAUUCAUGCAAUAUGGUCCAGGCCAGAGAGCACACAGGUUCAAAAUAUUCUGCGACAGAGAACAGAAAAUGUGGAUAUAAAAAAAUACUGUGUACAUUACCUUGAGAAUGUGGGAUCCUUUGAAUAUACCCGGAAAACACUAGAAGAACUUGAGUCUGAAGCUUAUAAACAAAUUGGAUUGCUUGGGGGCAACCCUGAACUUACAGCAUUAAUUGAAUAUUUAAGCAAAAUGUUCAGGGACAAUGAAAACUAACGGUUAAUUGAAUGUUUCUGCAAAUGAUUUUUAAAGGAUCAAGAAAAAUUAAAUUUGUUUAACAUUA